This is a messenger RNA of Caenorhabditis elegans, 384 nucleotides long. The record is from the annotation of a RefSeq genome assembly. NCBI's taxonomy places the organism in Eukaryota, Metazoa, Nematoda, Chromadorea, Rhabditida, Rhabditidae.
UUUCAGUGGACAACUCAACUGCCACCUACCUAUCUUCCACUAUCAAUUGGAAAUUUGGGAAGAGGAUUAUUUAUUACGAUGAUUUGCUAACCAAGCAGAGGGUGAUCAAGUCAUAUUCCCCACAUAGCUUCGUGAUUGACACGCAGGAGUCGGAUGAUGGAGUUGAUUUUGGGGGAAAAUACGAAAUCUACAUGCUCAUCUACCAUAACUGCACCACGGACCGGACUAUGAGAAAGAUGAGACAUGAAUGGGGAACAUUUGGCAUUCGUAUUGCAGAUGCUUUUUCAACGAUGAACAUUGAUGUUUUUGACAAAGGAGAGAAAGUUUGAUAUAUAAUUUCCGUGUUUUACGUUUUUUGAAUGGAAUAAAAAAAUGUUGCAAAUU